CAACACGAUUCAGCGAGAAAGCAAGAGUGGACUUAGACCUUUCUCUCUCUCUUUCUCUUUCUAUGUGAACCCUUUAACUCGUUUUGCAAGACUCUCUCUCUCUCUCUCUCUCUCUCUUAACUUCCUUUCUCUCUCCAAGAAUCAUCCCAGAAACAUUCCUUUUCAGCUUUAUAUUUUAUUUUAUUUUUUUGGGGUUUGUUUUCUCAUCUUUUAUAAGCAUCUGUCUUUUGGUCUGUGACCCUCUGUUACUGGGUUUCAUCUCAAAGAUCAUUCAUCAGCUUCUGAACUUAGCUUCUCAACAAACCUCAAAUCCAGGUUCUACUUUUCUUCUUUGCCUCCUGCAAGCAAUUGCUUCAUUUUGUUCGGAGGAGUCCAAUGAGUAACCUAAAGUUGGGGGUGGAGGUUGUGGGUGCUCAUGACCUUAUGCCCAAAGAUGGGCAGGGCUCAUCCAGUGCUUUUGUGGAGCUCCAUUUUGAUAAUCAGAAAUUCCGAACCACAACCAAAGAGAAAGAUCUGAAUCCCGUUUGGAAUGAAAGUUUCUACUUCAACAUCUCUGAUCCAAACAGCCUCCAUGGCCUCACACUUGAGGCUUAUGUUUACCAGCAUAAUAAAGCAAACAAUUCCAAAUCUUUCCUUGGAAAGAUUCGUCUCACUUCGACGUCAUUUGUGCCAUACUCCGAUGCUGUCGUUCUUCACUACCCUCUUGAAAAACGGGGGAUUUUCUCACGUGUUAAAGGAGAGCUUGGACUAAAAGUCUUUGUUACCGACAAUCCUAGUAUAAAAUCCUCGAAUCCACUUCCUGCAAUGGAUUCCUCUAUGGAUAAUGCACACGCAACCUAUGGUCCAGCACAACCACAAUCGCGACACUUUGCAAGUUCUCUCCUGAAGCCAUUCUCCAAUGAGAAAGCUGAGACAAGACACACAUUUCAUCACCUGCCAAACCAAAGCCAAGCACCAAAACAGAGCGUGCCUCAAGCAGCAGUCCAGCCUGCAGUUAACUACGGGAUGAAUGAGAUGAAAUCGGAACCAAAUGCUUCUAAAAUUGUUCGGAUGUACUCAGGUUCAUCUUCUCAACCACUUGAUUAUGUGCUCAGAGAGACUAGUCCUCACCUUGGAGGAGGGCAAAUUGUUGGAGGGCGAGUCAUACCUAUAGACAGACCUGCCAGCACCUAUGACCUUGUUGAAAAGAUGCAAUACCUGUUCGUGCGAGUUGUGAAAGCCCGUGAUCUUCCAUCCAAGGAUGUUACAGGGAGUCUUGAUCCUUAUGUGGAAGUAAGAGUUGGGAACUACAAAGGAACGACAAGGCACUUUGAGAAGAGACAAAACCCUGAAUGGAAUGAGGUUUUUGCCUUUGCAAGGGAUAAUGUGCAGUCAUCUGUUCUAGAAGUUGUAGUUAAAGACAAGGAUCUAUUGAAAGACGACUUUGCUGGUAUUGUGCGGUUCGAUCUCAAUGAAGUUCCUACACGUGUUCCACCUGAUAGUCCAUUGGCUCCUGAAUGGUAUCGCCUUGCAAACAAGGAUGGUGAAAAGAAGAAAGGGGAAUUGAUGCUUGCUGUAUGGUAUGGAACACAAGCUGACGAGGCUUUUCCUGAUGCCUGGCAUUCUGAUGCAAUUGGUGCCGACAGUUCAGGUGCCUUUGCACAUUUCCGGUCAAAGGUUUAUCAUUCGCCCAGAUUAUGGUAUGUCCGCGUAAAUGUGAUUGAGGCACAGGACUUAAUUGUAUCUGAGAAAUCCCGAUCCCCUGAUGCAUAUGUGAAGAUUCAGAUUGGUAAUCAGGCUUUAAGGACCAAAACAGUUCAAACACAAACUCAUAACCCAAUAUGGAAUGAGGAUUUCAUGUUUGUUGCUGCUGAACCUUUUGAUGAGCAUCUGAUCGUCACAGUUGAAGAUCGAGUUGGUCCAAACAAAGAUGAGACAAUUGGGAGGGCUGUGAUACCCUUAAACUCUGUAGAGAGGCGUGCUGAUGAUAGGAUCAUCCGAGGCAAGUGGUACAACCUUGAGAAGUCAUUGUCAGCUGCUAUGGAUGAAAAAAAAGAGAAGAAAGAUAAGUUCGCCAGUAGACUCCAUCUCCGUGUUUGCCUUGAUGGAGGAUACCAUGUUCUUGAUGAGUCAACUCACUAUAGCAGUGAUCUUCGUCCCACAGCUAAGCAGCUAUGGAAACCGUCUAUAGGUGUCUUAGAGCUUGGCAUUCUAAAUGCUGAUGGGCUGCACCCAAUGAAAACAAAGGAUGGGAGGGGAACAUCAGAUACAUACUGUGUAGCAAAGUAUGGUCAUAAAUGGGUGCGUACUCGUACCAUAAAUAACAGCCUGAAUCCGAAAUACAAUGAGCAGUACACUUGGGAGGUUUUUGAUCCAGCCACGGUUCUGACUGUUGGGGUUUUCGAUAACAAACAGUUAGAUGGUUCGGAAGGCAGCAAAGACGUAAAAAUUGGCAAGGUCCGGAUACGAAUCUCGACACUUGAGACUGGCCGUGUUUAUACUCAUGCUUAUCCAUUGCUAGUCCUUCAUCCUUCAGGUGUUAAGAAAAUGGGUGAGCUGCAUCUUGCAAUCAGAUUUUCAUGCACAUCAUUGGCCAACAUGAUGUUCAUAUAUUCUCGGCCACUUUUACCAAAGAUGCACUACAUAAGGCCAUUGACAGUGAUGCAGCAAGACAUGCUUCGUCAUCAGGCUGUCAACAUAGUGGCAGCUCGUCUUGGCAGGGCAGAACCACCUCUUAGGAAGGAAGUGGUUGAAUAUAUGUCUGAUGCAGACUCUCAUCUGUGGAGCAUGAGGCGUAGCAAGGCUAACUUUUUCCGUUUGAUGUCAGUUUUUUCCGGGUUGCUUUCCGUUGGAAAGUGGUUUGGGGAAGUUUGCUUGUGGAAAAACCCCAUUACAACUGUGCUAGUACACAUCCUCUUUGUGAUGCUGGUGUGCUUUCCAGAGCUCAUUUUGCCUACUGUAUUUUUAUACAUGUUCCUAAUAGGGCUAUGGAAUUUCCGUUACCGCCCAAGAUACCCACCUCACAUGAACACAAGGAUCUCAUAUGCUGAUGCUGCACACCCUGAUGAACUGGACGAAGAAUUCGACACAUUUCCAACAUCAAGGGGUACAGAAUUAGUCAGGAUGAGGUAUGACAGAUUGAGGAGUGUUGCAGGGAGGAUUCAAACUGUGGUGGGAGACAUUGCCACGCAAGGUGAGCGUGUGCAGGCGCUGCUCAGCUGGCGUGAUCCCCGUGCCACUGUUUUGUUUGUGACAUUCUGUCUUAUUGCUGCCAUUGUGUUGUAUGUGACACCAUUCCAGGUUCUAGCUCUUAUCGCCGGGUUUUACUUCCUGAGGCACCCCAGGUUCAGGCGCAGGAUGCCCUCGGCCCCUAUUAACUUCUUCCGGCGGCUGCCAGCAAGGACAGAUAGCAUGCUGUAGAAUGUAGAUUGUCAAGUUGUUAUUUGUAUUUUUGGCAUGUCAGUAUUUUGAUUUCGGCAUUAUCUUUGGCAGGCUUGUAAAAAAGAAAAAUCUUUGCUGCAUCUCCUUCUGUUGUGUUUAUUUUCUAUGUGUGAUGUUAGUUGGAAACAAAGGAAAAAGAAAAAAAGAAAAAAAAAAAUAUAUAUAUAUAUAUAUAUAUGUAUGAAUUCUGUUUC
Molecule: messenger RNA, 3614 nt
Organism: Ziziphus jujuba (common jujube)
Lineage: Eukaryota; Viridiplantae; Streptophyta; Magnoliopsida; Rosales; Rhamnaceae
Product: FT-interacting protein 3
Exons: 2
Coding region: 376-3399 (1007 amino acids)
Source: RefSeq, a predicted model, not a curated record